AUGACCAGCAUCCAGGGCUCGAAUGUCCACGAAGCGUUCGCGCUCAUGGCGACGCUCUUGGCCCCGCGCGUGUCCAUGCGGUACCUGAACCUGUGCAAGAAGCUGCUGCAGCGUCGGCAGAUGGAGGAGGUCUUCGAGGAGCGCGCGGCUGCCAAGCGCUGCGCGUUCCCAGGCUGCGCGCAGCUGCUCGCGACCACCACCGGCAAAUUUCGGGUCUCGUUGGCGCGUCACGAGAUUUAUGAGGCCCGAUACGAGCGGCAAUUCUGCUCCCAAAUCUGCCAUAAGAGAGCUCGAGUGUUGCUGGCAACACUGAACCAGAAGCCACCGCAGUUGGUUCCGUCGAUUGUGGAAGUGUUCGGCACGGAUCAGCCCAAUCCACUUGACUAUGAAGAUGAAGACGGCGACAACAACAUUAAAACAAAGGCAAGUGCUGACGCUGGAGACGCGGGAGUCGAGAAGUCCGAGCCAAUGCCGAAGGUCCGAUUGGCUUGGGCCAAGACACAAGAUCUUGGUGUUGUGGAACGGAGGCACUCGACAGCACGUCCGAUGUCGGCUGGUGUUCGUGGUGGGUAUGGUCAUGCGCCUAGUGCUUUAUCGGCAUUGAAAGGUGGCGUUUCGUCCACGUUGAAGGAGAAUGAAGCGCCGACGCAGGUGGACCGCAGCUUCCCAACGCGGGAGCAGGCGACGCUGAUUGAAGGCUACGUGUUUCCCGCACACAAGCAGAAAUUGGCGAAGAAAGUGGAGAAGAUUGUCAAGAAGAGUCAAGAGGAAGGUGACGAUGACGACGAUAUUGUGGUCAGCGACAGCGAUGAGAGCGAUUUGGCUGCCAGUGAUGUGUCUUCCGCUGGCAGCUUUGAGAUUUCUGAUUUCGAUGACGAAGAAGUGGUGACUCUGAAUGAUCUGCCACUGUUCAGCCACCUCUGGGGCUUGCUGUCUAGCUGGAUCACCCACGACACGACACUCUUUGUUGCAGGCAAGCCUAUGCUUGCCAAGAAGUGGGACAAUGAUGAGUUGGAGUUUCUGCCUGAAGGAUUGGACAAGGCUGAGGUUGAUGCUGCGCGCCGCCGUGCACGUCAAAUUCGUUCGGAGAGGUGGAACUCGCUUUCGCUCAUGCUACGCCGUCCACUGCCUCAAGUCGCACUCAAGCUGAAACUUGACAGCGAUCGUUUUGCCAACCACCGCAUUGAUAGGAUCACAGAGACGUUCGCACUUCGUGACGCCAUCGACACUCGGAAUGCGCAUCAGUGGAUUUGCAUUGCAACAAUCUUGAUGCUUGUAGUUUACGACGUCAAACUCGACGAGCUCUUGGAUGGAGAGCGCAGCGAGCAAGUGAAGUCGCUGACCAAUCUGGACGCGUCGGAGCUUUGCCAGUUGCUGCAGUUGUUCUAUGAUGUGCGAAAAGAUAGCGACGUUGCUGUUGACACGGAUGUGGCUCCUGUGGCCGAGGUGGAGGUAAUCGAUGAGAAUGCAGCAAAGGGAGAAGAAGAAGCCAAAGACCAGACAUUUUGCCGAAAGUGCCGUCGUGCAAAAAACAAGUGUGUCUGCGCUAUACGUGCCAAAGCUCCAAUCGACGAAUCGAGUAUCCCAUUGGAAGAGAUGUUACAGGAGGCACUCGUGUUACGUGACGAGUUACUCCGUCCAGACGAUUAG
Hyaloperonospora brassicae is the source of this 1650-nucleotide messenger RNA. Lineage: Eukaryota; Oomycota; Peronosporomycetes; Peronosporales; Peronosporaceae. The record is from the annotation of a GenBank genome assembly.